Molecule: messenger RNA, 1143 nt
Organism: Peromyscus leucopus (white-footed mouse)
Lineage: Eukaryota; Metazoa; Chordata; Mammalia; Rodentia; Cricetidae
Gene: Msgn1
Product: mesogenin 1
Exons: 1
Coding region: 33-599 (188 amino acids)
Biological process (GO): mesoderm formation; regulation of transcription by RNA polymerase II
Cellular component (GO): nucleus
Molecular function (GO): RNA polymerase II cis-regulatory region sequence-specific DNA binding; protein dimerization activity; DNA-binding transcription factor activity, RNA polymerase II-specific
Source: RefSeq, a predicted model, not a curated record
CCAAGGAGUCCUUCCACGGCUGUCUCGGGGGUAUGGACAACCUGGGAGAGCCUUUCCUCAACCUGGAGGAUGGCCUUGAUUCUUCGGACACCGUUGGCUUGCUGGCUUCCUGGGACUGGAAGAGCCGAGCCAGGCCCUUGGAGCUGAACCAGGCAUCCCCCACUCAGAGUCUCUCCCCAGUUCCUUCUCUGGAAUCCUACCCUGGGCUUGCACUGCCCUGCGGGCACAGUGGGGCCAGCCCUGGGGGCGGCGAUGGCUACAGCAGCCACGGAGCUGGUGGCCUAGUAGAGCUGGACUACAGCAUGUUAGCCUUCCAACCUGCCUACCUACAAGCCGCUGGUGGUCUCAAAGGCCAGAAGGGCAGCAAAGUCAAGAUGUCUGUCCAGCGGAGACGCAAGGCCAGCGAGAGGGAGAAACUCCGGAUGCGGACCUUGGCAGACGCCCUGCACACGCUCCGGAAUUACCUGCCCCCUGUCUACAGCCAGAGAGGCCAGCCGCUCACCAAGAUCCAGACACUCAAGUACACCAUCAAGUACAUCGGGGAGCUAACAGACCUCCUCAACGGCGAUGGGAGAGAGCCCAGGCCCCAGAGCGUGUGAGUUCUGCCCACUGGGGAAUCCUACCGGUUCCAGACCUGUGAACAGACCUAGAGGAGUUCUGAAGACCCUGAACUUGUCUUCCAGGACAAUAGCACAGUUAUCUGUGGACACUUAGUGUGGCAAUCUGGUGAUCUGCUGAGUUGAACGGGUGAACGGGACUUCCAUCUGACCUGUUGGAGCUGCUGGGACAUUCACCUGCCAGGCAAGCAGGAUACUUCCCGAUAGUCUGGCCAUGUCUACAGUGACUCUCAGCUUUUGCCAAGAGACAUUUUAUUUCAUCCCAUGUCUUUUAAAGGUAUUUGAAAGGGUCAAUAUAGUUUAAAUAUACUCUUUUUGAUAAAGUUAAAUACCUACACUUAUAUUCUCCUACCAUUUUGGUGUUGGGAGUUUUCUUUCUGUUGUAACGGAACUUUUGUACAAGAUCCGAUGUGAAGUUUGGAUUCUUAUUUAGGAAGAUUGUGCUGAGUAAAAAGUUAGUUUUCUCUCUCUCUCUCUCUCUCUCUCUCUCUCUCUCUCUCUCUUCCUCCUGUCGUGUGUGUGUGUG